Molecule: messenger RNA, 2934 nt
Organism: Oppiella nova
Lineage: Eukaryota; Metazoa; Arthropoda; Arachnida; Sarcoptiformes; Oppiidae
Source: the annotation of a GenBank genome assembly
AUGAGAGACAAACGACAUGUGGAACCGCACCUGGAGUUCCUAACUGAGCCCACAUCACAACUGGUCGCUCCCGAUGGUGGACGGGCUGUCUUCAAGUGCACGGCAUCGCCAGCCAGUGCUGAGAUCCGAUGGAUUAAUGGUGGAGUGCCUGUGUAUCCAAGUUCUUCACCGGCCCUCAAGAUCUUACGCCACAAACUUGUCCUAAAACUGCCAAAAAUGCCUAAAAAUAGCUAUAAUUCUAGUAAUUCUUUAGCCAAUGAUUCCAUACAUUUAACACAACUGUUCUCUGGAGGAGAGUUCCAGUGUAUAGCACAGCACAAGAGUCGGGCCAUCAUUAGUCGUACCGCUAAACUCAUAUUAGCAGAGCUUAGGCCCUUCCCUCACAAACACAAUGUCAGUGUCGUGUCCAUCGCCGGCAACACAGCUGUCAUCCCCUGCGACCCCCCCUAUAGUGUCCCCAACGCUGUCACCGAAUUCCUCGUCAACGGCACUCUCAUCGACAGAACCAGAGAGAGGUAUCGUUUGAUGCCUUCCGGAGAUUUGCAAAUAUUGAAUGUUCGCGACUCAGACGCCGGUGCCUACAGAUGUGUCGCUCACAACCCAUAUCUGGGACAACGAACACAUGCCAUACAUUUCGUGGAGCUGUCGGUCACCAGACAGUCGCGACACCACCACAACCACAACAACCCCCACAAUCACCAUCACUCCCAUCGCAACCAUAACUCGCAUUCUGUCAAGUUUUCGGUCGGUCCUAAACCACAUGUCAGUGCCGUUACGGGCAGUAAUGUGACGUUCGAGUGCUCGGCCUCCGGCUCUCCCACACCCACCAUCACGUGGAAGAGACUGGACGGACAUCUGCCUAAAUCGCGGACCAUUACGGACGCCGGAAACCUAAUACUCGUAAACGUGAGGCGCGGGGACGACGGCACGUAUGUCUGUACGGCGUCUAACGGGUCGCCAAACUCUCCUUUCAUGAGUUCAGUCCUCGAAAUCCAAGAAAUACCUCAAUUCGUGAGGAAGACCUCAAUUGAAGAGAAAGAGGUGAUGGAGGGACAGGAGAUUGUCUUGGAAUGCAGUACCAAAGGAAAGCCUAAACCAGUGGUCGAUUGGUUCCACAAUGGCGUUCAGAUUACACCCGAAAUAUCCAAUAAGAAUGGAAUUGUCAUCAAAGGAACCGAUGGAUCAAAGUUGUCGAUAGUGAACGCCAACCAUGAGUUGCAUUCAGGAAUGUAUCAGUGCUUCGCCACCAAUGAGUUGGGAUCUUCUUAUGCGACAACUGUUGUGAACGUCCUGUCGUUAACUCAAAGUCAAACCGAUUCUAAUCAAAACGUAAAGGAAGUGGUGAUCAACGAGAAUGAGGACGAAUCGGAUCCGAUUGAGAACAGCGCCGACACUGAACUCAUUGAUGAGGAGGAGGACCUUUUCAAUAGACUUCCCAAUCCUAAUAGUCGGCGAAACAAUAAGAACAAAGGCGUCAAAAUGGUUCCGCCGACCAGACCUGAGGUGACCCGACUCAGCGAGGACUCAGUGAUGGUUCGCUGGGAUGUGCCCGCAAACGAUGGCCUCCCGAUCCUCUUCUUUAAGGUCCAGUACAGGGAAAUGGCGGCCAAAGGGAGCGAUUGGAGUACAGUGGACGACGACAUCGCCCCUCAUAUCCACUCGUAUGCCGUCAAUGGACUCAACACUGGAUCCAAAUACCGGUUCCGAAUCGCAGCCGUCUAUUCAAACAAUGACAACAAAUUGGGUCCGAAUUCCAUUAAAUUCACUCUUUUUAAAGACCCGCCGACGAAGAAACCAAUCAAUGGUCCCGUCAUUACUAACGCCGAAGCUGUCAGUCCAUCAGCUAUUACUAUGAAAUGGGAUUACUAUGACAUCGACUCAGUGACCAUCGAGGGUUUCUUCAUCUACUACCGGACCACUGUGUCUGCCGGCGAUUAUCUUAAAGUGGCCGCAAUGGGCGCUAACACCAGAUCUCAUAUUAUUACUCAUUUACUGCCGGACACGUCGUAUGACAUUAAGAUGCAGUGUUUCAACGUCGCCGGCACUUCGGACUUUUCUAAUAUAUUUAUGGUUAAGACUCAACCGAGUCCUGAGAUCACCAAAGAUAAGGGACACAAGAAAGACCACAACGAGAACAAUAUCAACGGCGGUAUCGGUCCCGUCAAAGGCGACAAAGACAAGACAUUAUAUACUGUCAUUUUUAUCACUUCUGGUGCACUCGUCCUCGUGUUUGUCGUUUGUAUAGUUUUAUGUGUCGUGCGCACCAAACAACAGACCCCGCGAUCCAAUGGGACGGCCGGCAAACUGCCCAAAGAGAAGCACCCGAAGGCCGGCGCAAACAAUCACAAUCACAACCAUAUGUUUAGUCACAGCAAUCACAACAUCUUCACUCAUCACAGAUCUAAUGGUCACAUCUCCAACACACUGAUGGCCGCCGCCUCUAACGGCUAUCUCUCGCGAUCCACUCUAAUGGACAGAAUGGACAGCGAAUACCCGCAUCCCAUCAGUAUUAGAGUGAACCCAUUCUGCGAGAUAUCAAACGGCAGCUCAACUCUCAACCGAAACCACUCCAACACAAUGAAUGGCAGCUUUCGGUCGAAGAGUGUAUCUCAGCACCAGUUGGCGGCCAAUAAUAAUGUGAACGAAACCCCCCUUUCGUUGAAUACUCUGGAGAGGAGGAAAGGGAAGCGAGUGGACGAACACUACCCCAACUCGACGCUGAGUCACAGCAAUUCGCGUCUCAAUCACCACAACCAUAGCUCCAGUUUCACGCGACUCAACGGUACGCUCGAGAGGAAGCGUCGCAGUCGGACAGAUCUACUGAACGCCUCCGAUAAGGAUAACAGCGACUCCAUAAUCACGACCACUAAGUGUAAUGGUAUGCAAAACGCGGCCACAAAUGGGACUCUUGUGAUAAUGCAAAGUUCGUGCUAA